Entrophospora sp. SA101 is the source of this 288-nucleotide messenger RNA. NCBI's taxonomy places the organism in Eukaryota, Fungi, Glomeromycota, Glomeromycetes, Entrophosporales, Entrophosporaceae. The record is from the annotation of a GenBank genome assembly.
AUGCGGCCUGUUCCAAAUGUCCCAAGAGAAAUGAUCGAUGAAAUAAUCAGGAAAAAAAAAUUAGAAUUGGCUGCUCGACAAAUAACUCGUUUGGCUAAUCUUAUUGGAAUUUAUUCAGGUGAUGAUACUUCUACUACCACUGCUGUGACAAAAAAUGAUAAAAAAAAAUCAACAACUUUAUCAAAAAAUAAAGUUAACGAUAAUGAAGAUGAACAUUUGAAUAUUAGAAGUUCUACACAACAAAAAGAUCAAGGAUUCUAUGAAUUUACUUAUUUAAUUGAACAAUAA